Molecule: messenger RNA, 2700 nt
Organism: Dovyalis caffra
Lineage: Eukaryota; Viridiplantae; Streptophyta; Magnoliopsida; Malpighiales; Salicaceae
Source: the annotation of a GenBank genome assembly
AUGGCAGCUACUCCAAAGAAAGCUAUUCAAUCCCCAACUAAGAAACUCAAAAUCCAAACAACAUCUCCUUCUUCAGUUUCAGCCACUCCUCAAACCCCACAGACGCUAGACCCUCCUCCUCGUCGAUCCUCUCGCCGUUUAUCACUCCAACUUGAUUCAAUCAAUACUCCACAUGAACCCGUUUCCCCAAUUGAAAGACCCACCAAAGGUUCACUCAAAACCCCACCAAAUAAAUUGGUUGAGGCCCCUCAAGAAUCUAGGGUUGAUUCGUUGAAAACCCGGAGAAGUUUGAGUGAAAAUGAAUUGAAAAAGACCCCAAAAGAUGACAGAGACAAAGGUUCUUCAAAAACCCCGAAAUCAAAGUCUAAGGUGGUUGAGGUUGGUGUUGGUGUUGAAUUUUCUCCUAUUUCGCCGGAUCAAUCGGAGACAAAGAAGAGAAAAAGGGGCGAAGAGAAAGAGAAAGAGAAAGAGGGAGUGGUGAUAAAGAGAGCGAUGGCAUCGAAGAAGAAUGUGAAAGGCAAUAAAAUGAGUGGAAAGAAGAGGGUUUAUUAUAAGAAAGUGGUGUAUGAUGGGGGUGAAUUUCAGGUUGGAGAUGAUGUGUAUGUGAAGAGGAGAGAGGAUGCUAGCUCGGACGAUGAGGUCCCAGAAUUGGAAGAGUGUAGAGUGUGUUUUAAGGUAGGGAAGGCAGUGGUGCCUCAAGGGGAUUGGAUUUGUGGGUUUUGCGAGGCGAAGAAAUUGGGUAAAGAGGUUCAGUUGCCAAGGCCACCUCCAGGGAAGAAAAUGGCUCGAACAUUGAGGGAGAAGCUUCUUUCUAGUGAUUUAUGGGCUGCCCAUAUAGAAAGUAUAUGGAAAGAGGCAGAUGGGAGCUAUUGGUUUCGGGGACAGUGGUAUAUGAUACCUGAAGAAACUUCUGCUGGACGACAGCCUCAUAAUUUGAGAAGAGAGCUUUAUCAGACAAAUGAUUUUGCUGACAUUGAGAUGGAGUCUAUCAUUAGGCACUGCUUUGUCAUGAAUCCCAAGGAGUAUGCAAAGGCCAAUAAUGAAGGAGAUGACAUUUUCCUGUGUGAAUAUGAAUAUGACAUACAUUGGCACAGUUUCAAGCGUCUAGCUGAUAUUGACAAUGGCGACGAGGAAGGUGAAGAUUCUGACACAGAUGAAGAUUGGAAAUCUUCCAAGGAUGCUGAAUCUGAUACAGAUGCAGAUGUAGAAUAUGAAGAGGAAAAUGUUAAAAACUUACAAUCUAGAGCAUCCUCAGCUCAUGAGUUACCCGCUAACUCACGGAAGGGGCAGUUCUUUGGACUUCAGAAAAUUGGGACAAAGAGAAUCCCAGAGCAUGUGAGAUGCCACAAGCAGACUGAACUAGAGAAGGCAAAAGCAGCACUUUUGUUGGCAAAAUUGCCAAAAUCUCUACCUUGCAGGAAUAAAGAGAUGGAGGAGAUAACUGCAUUUGUAAAAGGUGCUAUCUGUGACGAUCAGUGUCUGGGUCGCUGCCUUUACAUUCAUGGUGUUCCUGGAACUGGAAAGACGAUGAGUGUCCUUGCAGUUAUGAGGAACCUAAAGUCUGAAGUUGAUGCUGGAAGCAUAAGACCAUACUGUUUUGUGGAUGUUAAUGGUCUUAAGUUGGCAUCGCCAGAGAAUAUUUACAGGGUUAUAUAUGAAGCGUUGACUGGGCACAGAGUAAGUUGGAAAAAGGCUCUGCAUUUGCUAAAUGAGCGAUUUUCAGAUGGAACGAGAAGUAGCAAAGAAGAUGGCCGGCCUUGUAUUCUACUCAUUGAUGAACUUGAUCUUCUUGUGACCAGAAAUCAGUCGGUUCUAUACAAUAUUCUUGAUUGGCCAACUAAGCCACAUUCUAAAUUGAUUGUUAUAGGAAUAGCAAAUACAAUGGAUCUUCCAGAAAAGUUACUUCCUCGUAUUUCAAGUCGCAUGGGUAUCCAAAGGCUUUGCUUUGGUCCCUAUAAUUAUCAGCAGCUUCAGGAAAUCAUUUCAAGUCGUCUUAAAGGAAUCAAUGCAUUUGAAAAGCAAGCUAUAGAAUUUGCUUCAAGGAAGGUAGCAGCUAUUUCAGGAGAUGCACGUCGUGCUCUAGAAAUUUGCAGGCGUGCAGCUGAAAUUGCAGAUUACCAUAUUAAGAAUUUGAGCUCCAAUCAUAAUCCAAUUCCUGAAGGAAAAGGCCUUGUUGGUAUGUCAACAGUUGAAGCAGCCAUUCAGGAAAUGUUCCAGGCACCUCAUAUUCAAGUAAUGAGAAGUUGUUCCAAAUUAAGUAAACUUUUCUUGACAGCUAUGGUGUAUGAGCUAUAUAAAACUGGGAUGGCUGAGACAACCUUUGAAAAGUUGGCAAUGACUGUUUCAUGUAUUUGUACAAGCAACGCAGAAGCAUUUCCUGGUUGGGACAUCCUCUUGAAAGUUGGCUGCGUGCUAGGUGAAAGCAGGAUAAUUCUAUGUGAACCAGGAGCUAGGCACCGUUUGCAGAAGUUGCAGCUCAAUUUUCCAAGUGAUGAUGUGGCUUUUGCAUUAAAAGACAGCAAGGAGAUACCUUGGUUGGCCAAAGCACAAUGCAAAGCAAAAGAAAGUGCAUGGCAGUACCCUGAGCCUUCGCCGAAGCAGCAACGUGCAUUCUUCAGGCCUCGACACCUGUUUCAGCUGUUGGUUGCUCAUAGCCUUGGCAUCACAGUUGAUCUAUCGGAGGACCCAACUUUUGAGUAG